This is a messenger RNA of Parasteatoda tepidariorum (common house spider), 879 nucleotides long. Its product is annotated as tubulin polyglutamylase complex subunit 2. Lineage: Eukaryota; Metazoa; Arthropoda; Arachnida; Araneae; Theridiidae. The record is from RefSeq and is a predicted model, not a curated record. Gene Ontology annotation, biological process: protein polyglutamylation.
UCAUUAUUGACAAAUAGCUCUCAGAAAUCGUACAAUCAACCAAUCAAUUAGUUGUAGUUUCGGAAUUCAAUUACAUUAUGAAUUAAAAUAUGGAUCGUACACUUUUUAUUGAUAAUCUGACGUUAGGAAUAGUGAAAUAUUUUGAGAAAUUACCAUGCGUAAAAUCAACAGUUAUAUCAGAAAAAGCUCAUGUUCAAGAAGCAGCUCUUACAGCAUGGGAACAGAAGAAUGGCUGUACAUUACCGCAAGAUUUAAAAAACUUUUACCUAGCUACCGAUGGUUUACAAAUAAAAUGGUUUUGGAAGCAAAGAGGAGAAACUUUACCUUGUGGUGUUAUAGAAAUAGCGAGACUAAGUCACUUAAAAAGUAUAGGACCAAAAAGGCAAAGUGCCAAUUCAGAACUUCCAAGCCUUUUGGACAUUGAAAGUGAUUCUGACGAUGUUUAUGAUGGACAUUCAAAACCAAAAUUCAGAGAUGGAUGUAAAAUAUUUGUAAUUGAUCAUUGUCAAGGUAUUGGGAAAGUCUGUUUAAUUUAUCCUAAGCGAAGAGAUUCUUCUGGUGAUGGAAAUUUACAACAGCCAUCUAUCUGGUUUUUGGAUAGAGCACUUGAUUUUCAUUAUCUCACUUCAGAUUUUGCAUCCUACUAUAGAUUAGCUUUAGCCCAUUUAGGAAUACCUCAAUGGCAAUUACUUUUUACUCCGUAUGGACCACCAGUGAAAACUAGACUGCUAUUGAAUAUGUUUGCUCCAGAACGACUUGUGCAAAAAAUCCCAAAUCCUUAAUUUGUUUUGUGUUGUCAUAUUUCAAGAUCUUUAUUAUAUGACUGAAAAAUUCAAAAUGUAUGUAAGGACAAUGAUGUAUAUAAAUCUAAGAAUACCA